Alternaria atra is the source of this 333-nucleotide messenger RNA. RefSeq lists its product as uncharacterized. Lineage: Eukaryota; Fungi; Ascomycota; Dothideomycetes; Pleosporales; Pleosporaceae. Gene Ontology annotation, cellular component: cytosolic large ribosomal subunit; ribosome. Gene Ontology annotation, biological process: cytoplasmic translation; ribosomal large subunit biogenesis. The record is from RefSeq and is a predicted model, not a curated record. The coding region runs from base 1 to 333 and encodes 110 amino acids. Gene Ontology annotation, molecular function: structural constituent of ribosome. The transcript has 4 exons.
AUGUCUGCCGACAACAAGUCCCACCGCCUUUACGUCAAGGGCAAGCACAUCAGCUACCAGCGCGGCAAGAGGAACACCAACCCCGGAACUUCUCUGCUGAAGCUUGAGGGCGUCGACGAUGUCAAGGCAGCUCAGUGGUACGCUGGCAAGAGGGUAGCCUACGUCUACCGCGCACAACGGGCGAUCCAGGGCUCCAAGAUCCGUGUCAUCUGGGGCAAGGUCACCCGCCCUCACGGCAACUCCGGCGUCGUCCGCGCCAAGUUCAAGAACAACCUCCCUCCCAAGUCCUUCGGUGCCUCCGUCCGCGUCAUGCUUUACCCUUCUUCGAUAUAA